UAAAAUUGUUAAAAUCUUCAUCUUCCCCAAACUGAGAAGUGAGAAAAAACCCCUUUCUGCCAUUGCUGCAACUCCAAGAUUCACCACUAACCUCAGCAAUGGCACAAACAAAUUUUCACCCUUCACACAACCAAUCACUCAAUCAAAUACUUCGCAGUUUCAAACAAGUUGGGAUCGAUUACAUCAAUCCUCUGUAUCCAUUUCGCUCUAGUCAGACUCAUUCCAUUAAAAAGAUUCCUCUUUUCCGAAUACCCAUAUCGGAAAAACAAUGUAUUUACUUGAAUUUCACUUCAAAACCCAAAUGGGUGUUCACUAAUUCUAACAUUCCAUCUCCAGAAUGGGUGAAUUUUCCUCUUUUUCGAGUUCCCAAAUCCAAAAAACCGUAUUUUUAUGUAAAUUUCACUUCAAAACCCAAAUGGGUAUACACUGGUUCUAACCUUCCACCUCCAGAAUGGGUGCAGCCAUUCAUUGACCUUUCUGACUUAGUCACAGACCGCAAAGAUCUCAAACCGUCGCCAUGGGUGUCUCAAAUUUUGAAUCUUUUAGACAAUUCACCAUUGAUGGAGCAGAAUUUAGAUGUUUAUUGUUGCAAAUUUCUCAUUAAAUUAUCGCCUAGUUUUGUUGCAUACGUGUUGAAGUCAGAUUACCUUACAGGUAAACCCGAUAUCGCGUUUCGUUUCUUUUAUUGGGCUGGUAAGCAAAAAGGGUAUGCUCAUAAUUGUGAAUGCUAUGUGUUUUUAGUUAAGAUUUUAUCUGCUUCACGUGAAUUGGAUAGGAUUAAGCAUGUGUUUAGUGAAUUUAAGCAUAAAGGUUUCUUGAUGAAUGUGGCAGCUGUUAAUUCUUUGAUUAGGAGUUUUGGAGAACUUGGGAUGGUUGAAGAAUUAUUAUUUGUGUGGCGACAAAUGAAAGAAAAUGGUAUUGAGCCUAGUUUAUAUACCUAUAACUUUUUGAUGAAUGGACUGGUGAAUUCCAUGUUUAUUGAAUCUGCUGAACGCGUUUUUGAGGUUAUGGAAAGCGGGAAAGUUAAUCCGGAUAUUGUUACGUAUAAUACUAUGAUUAAGGGGUACUGCAGAUCUGGGAAGCUUCAAAAAGCAAUGGAGAAAUUUAGAGAUAUGGAGGUUAGGAAAGUGGAGCCUGACAAGAUUACCUACAUGACUCUGAUGCAAGCGUGUUACGCGGAGGGAAAUUUUGACUCUUGUUUGGGACUCUAUCACGAAAUGGAGGAAAAGGACUUGGAUAUUCCACCACACGCUUAUACGUUAGUGAUUGGAGGGUUUUGUAAAAUGGGGAAGGUUUUGGAAGGGUUUACUGUUUUUGAAAAUAUGAUCAAGAAAGGUAUUAGACCUAAUCUGUCAAUUUAUACUGCUCUAAUUGAUUCAUACAUGAAACAUGGAAACUUGGAUGAAGCUAUGAGACUUUUUGAUAGAAUGAAGAAUGAAGGAUUUGAACCGGACGAGGUAACAUUUGGGGUUAUUGUAAAUGGUUUAUGCAAGAGUGAGAGGUUGGAUGAGGCCAUGCAGUGGCUUGAGUACUGUAAAAAAAACAAUGUAGCUAUCAACGCCAUGUUUUAUUCAAGUCUUAUUGAUGGUCUAGGAAAGGCAGGGAGAGUUGAUGAGGCCAGAGAACUCUUUGAGGAGAUGGCUGAGAAGGGAUGUACACGUGAUUCUUAUUGUUAUAAUGCGCUUAUCGAUGCCUUGGCCAAAAAUGGGAAAAUCGAUGAAGCUUUGGUGCUUUUUAAGAGAAUGGAAGAUGAAGGUUGUGAUGAAACAGUUUAUACAUACACAAUAUUGAUCAGCGGCAUGUUUAAAGAACAUCAAAAUGAAGAAGCACUUAAAUUGUGGCAUAUGAUGAUUGAUAAGGGUAUAACUCCAAAUGCUGCUUCUUUUCGAGCCCUUUCAACCGGGCUUUGUCAUUCUGGCAAGGUGGCAAGAGCAUGUAAAAUACUGGAUGAGCUGGCACCAAUGGGUGUUAUCCUGGAGACAGCUUUUGAAGAUAUGAUAAAUGUUCUAUGCAAGGCAGGUCGUAUAAAAGAGGCUUGCAAAUUAGCUGAUGGGAUUGUGGAUAGAGGUCGAGAAAUUCCUGGAAAAAUUCGUACUGUUUUGAUUAAUGCAUUGAGGAAGACAGGGAAUGCUGAUAUGGCAGUGAAGUUGAUGCAUAGUAAGAUUGGCAUUGGAUAUGACAGGAUGGGUAGCAUUAAAAGGAGAGUAAAGUUUCGAGUUUUGGUUGAAAGCUGAGGCAUUGGAUAAAGGGUAGCUUUAAAAGGAGAGUAAAGUUUCGAGCUUUGGUUGAAAGGUGAGGUGAAAGCUGGAUAUUGGGGUUACUAUUGGGACAUUCAAGUAUGCUAUUAUGCUGUCAUGUGUGGUUAUUAGUGAAAUAUUCUGAGGCAAAAUAGACAAAGAUGUGACCAGAGAAGCAAUGAACAUGUCAUUUGACAAAGCUAUGCAUAUCUGCCACUUUAUGGAGUUCUAACAAGUGAAGCAAGAGGUAAAGUUGAUUGAAAAUUUUGUCAAUAGAGUGUCUGACAAUUCAUCUUGCUUGCGUUAGAUCUGCUUUCUUUUUGUUGAAACUGGAAGUAGUGUAGGGUAGCGUGACAGUCAACUCACAAAUUCUGAAGUGCGAUCUUUUCCAUAAUUCUGGUUAAGCCUGAGAGAUAUUUGAAGACGUCGACCCCCUCUGUUGAUUUUAAAUACUUUAUCAAACUCUGCGACACCUAAAAUUGAUGGAUGGGAUUAUAUACCACUCAUAUUAGUUACUGUCUUUCAAAGAUUCUUCUCAUAAGAUUCAUGCCUAACACCUUAUGCUUUCUAUCAGUUGAUUCAGCAGUUUUUGCAAUUAAUUCAAAUAUGGUACUCCCAGACAACUUAUCCAUAUUUGUUGUAAAAGAGGUACCAGUUCCAAGCUCCAGUUGCUGAAGUAAUAAGCAGCUGGUAGAAUGCUUAUGUUUCUUCGUGGAGGUGGUAAGUCAUACACACAAUAACUGUGCCUUAAUCUUAAACCAUGUAUUGGAACUUAAACAAUCUUAAACCAUGUAUUGAACUUAAGGACAUCUUACCUUGCCAGAUACUACACAGAUGCUGAAAUUCAAAUGUUUGUAGCUGUUGGUGUAAUAUGUAUAAUACAAAGGAUGAACAUAGCAUGCUAAAUUUCAUAGAACCUUUACAGGAAUGGGUUUUUGUAGAGCAGGAUUCCUUUUGUUUUUGUUUUUUGUAAUAAAGGAUUUCUAACCAGUGUACUGCCUUUGCACUAUCAUGGUUUUAGGCUGCUCUAUUUUUGAUAAAUGUUUACCUACCUAUUCAAAGAAAUAAAGAACACGGAAGAAGGAAUAGAACCCUGGUUACUUGCCUGGAGUAAGGGGCUCUUUUUCUGGUCAAUAUCAGAGAAUGCUUUUCUAUAGCAACAAUAUUUGCCUCAGUUUCUUGCUCCGUUAUUGUGAAUUGGGUUAAUAAUUGACAAUCAGGAGUCCAGAAAGGGAUUGCACCAUUUUUUAAUGGGUUUCCUAGCAGCGGGCGCUAUGGGUUCUUCUAUUUUGAGCAUAAUUCCUUCCUUCCCAAUUUUUCACUUAUCAAUUUUGAGGGCAAGGAUGUGAACUGUAUGUUGGAUACUCAUCUUGACUAUCUGUACAAUUAUAUGCAUAUCCGGUAAGAGUAAUGGGCAUAGACAAAAGACUAAAUUCACUUCUCCAAUAGGGGUCUCAGAAGCAAUGUAAGUUUUUUCCUGAUAACUCAGCAAGAAUAUUGUAAUUACAAAAACCAGCUAUAAGAUAUGAUGGGAGUAUGUAAAGGCUGACACAGUGAGGUUUUCCUUACUAAUCCUGUAGUGAGGUCGGAAAUCUCACUAGGUAUCCACUUCAUACACAUUCUGAAGAUUACAUCAGAUAGUUACUACGUACAAGCACUUGAAUUCAAGUUAUGUACAGAGUCAGCUUUGUCUUCUAAACAUCUGUGGUUUCUUUCCUCUUUACAACAAAUGAUUGAUAACUACAUCAGUGUGGCUUCAACAUAUGAUUUCUUAUUAUUUGGAAUUGUCCCAUUUAGUAUCCUCCAUAUUUUCUUUCUCUACAUUUUUGUUUAUACACAAUUAUAGUAAUGUAGUGUCUGGCUUUGAUUCUCCGUAAUGCUGAUUCACUUGUUCUUCAGCACUCGCUGUUCAACACUUCAUUUUAUUUAUUUUUAGACAAGGGUAGUGUCCUUGUCAGCUUACACACACUUGAAGUAUUUCACCGUUCUUUCCCAACAAAAAUUGAAAGGAUUGUAUCACAUCGAGAUGUCGAUUCGUUUUUCACGGGAUACCUGCCGGUAAAGCUUGGGUAGAAGGGAAGAAAUCACCUAUGUUUUUUUUUUGCUUCUGGUGCAAUUUGAACACUGGUCUCCAAUGGUUUUCAUCUCACUUUAUUGACCGCUAAUCCCCACCCUUGGGAUUAGAUUCAACACUUAUUUUGAUUAAUGGCUCCAUUUGAUAAUAUGCAGGCAAUUGAUUCUGUUUUCUUUAUGCUUCUUUACGACAUCAGUUGUGUAAUUAGUUGCACUUUGACACUCAUGUUUUAGUUGCUAUUUUUUUUCUUCCUUUGCUAAACCAUGCUUUUGUUUAUCGAAAUCUUGCUUAUAUGUUAGAAGCUACUUAUCUAAAUGUCUCAAUUCCAAUCAGGAUGUAGCCUUUUGGGGAAUAGGUAUUUGCAGUUGCUGUAACUUUAUUUAUCACUUAUUGCUGGGCCCAGGAAGAUGUCCGCAUACACGGAUGACCUAGAAUUUGCUUCUUUACAGAUGCUCGCAUGCAAGAAGAAUCAUUUGAUAUGGAGAUAGGGAAGUGGGAGCUAAAACCCAGCAGCAGAUGUAGCUAAUAUUUUCAGCAGGCAUUUCCUGUACAACAAGUAAAGAUACAUUCUCUUUUGGAACUUGGAGUGGACCCUUGGUGCACCUAUGAAGACUGGAGCAAUGUGACCAACUUGUUUGUUUCCAAGCCAUUUCUGAGCUGUACAUUUGUUUUAGUACUUGGGAUGAGUGGCAAAGAGAAUUUUGCACUGUGCUCUGUCAUCUUUGUGUUCUAACGACUAGCAUCACUCGAAGGAGCUACUUUUCAGUUAAACACAUGCGCAACUGCAGUUACUAUAAUAGGACCAAUCUGCAUGUUCUACCAUCUGUGACAUUUGUUGGUGCAUACCUCUAUUGCUUAUCCAUUCCAGUUUUGUCAAAGGCGCGCUUAUGCCCUGAAGCGAGGCUCAAAACGUGUAGAGCGCUUUGCUUUGCUUAAUGUGCGCUUUAGUGUGGUCAUCAAGAUUCUAAUGCAUAUUUUUUUCUUUCCAAUUCGCCUCUCUGAGAGACAACAUAAACAAUUCAUAUUUUACUUUAUUGUAAUUUAUUUUCAAAUAUUUGCGCUUAAAACUGACCUUAGAGUUUA
Molecule: messenger RNA, 5394 nt
Organism: Solanum tuberosum (potato)
Lineage: Eukaryota; Viridiplantae; Streptophyta; Magnoliopsida; Solanales; Solanaceae
Product: pentatricopeptide repeat-containing protein At1g03560, mitochondrial
Exons: 2
Coding region: 99-2234 (711 amino acids)
Molecular function (GO): protein binding
Source: RefSeq, a predicted model, not a curated record